This is a messenger RNA of Vicia villosa (hairy vetch), 1072 nucleotides long. RefSeq names its product protein LEAD-SENSITIVE 1-like. Lineage: Eukaryota; Viridiplantae; Streptophyta; Magnoliopsida; Fabales; Fabaceae. The record is from RefSeq and is a predicted model, not a curated record. The coding region runs from base 14 to 763 and encodes 249 amino acids. The transcript is spliced from 2 exons.
GCAAAACAUUAAGAUGGGAGUUAUUUCCAAUAAGAUCGAUAGGAAACAAUUGAAACCAGGCGAUCACAUUUACUCUUGGAGGCAGGCUUACCUCUAUGCGCAUCAUGGAAUAUAUGUUGGUGAGGGAACGGUAAUCCACUUCACAGCUGGAAGAGGAACACAAACAGGAACAGGAACAGGAACACCAACUAUUGUUGACAAGCUCUUUACAAGUUCAGCUCCUUCUUUUGAUACCGACAUCCCAUGCCCAGGAUGCGGUGCUUGCAAUCAAACAAUGACUGACGGUGUCAUCUCAUCUUGCUUAGACUGUUUUCUUUCUGGAGGUGAACUCCAUCUCUUUGAGUAUGGUGUCUCCAAAGUUCAUUUUCUAGCACAAGCUAGAGGAGGCACCUGCACUCUUGCUUCUUCGGAUCCAACUGAAGAAGUCCUUUACCGUGCUUUUUAUCUUCGUAAAAAAGGAUUUGGUGCCUACCAUUACUUCAAGAAUAACUGUGAGGAUUUCGCCGUUUAUUGCAAAACAGGCCUGCUUGUAACGAGCAGUGUAGGUGGUGGCGGAAGUGGACAGGUUGCAUCUUACGCGGCUGCUGUCAAUUCUAUAGCUUCUAUAUCGCUUCGAGUUGUGAACAAAAGUUUUUACGGUAUGGUAUUAGUUAGUUGUGGAAUGUACUGCUAUAGAAGAGUGGUUUCUGAUAUUGGAUUUCGCAGUGGGGUAACUAAAGUUCCUGUUGAAAAAAUUGCUGAGAUGGCUAGGUGGGAAUACUAGUGUGGUUUCAAAAAAAAAAAAACUCUCUUGUAGAAGGUCUUUGUUAAGUUUCAAUUAUGUUCUUCAUAGUUAUAUGCUUUUAAUGUUGUCUUUGUUCAAUAUUAAAUUUGAGUUGUAAUAAAUAUGGACUUGUGUUGUAUUUUCUGAUAUUGUAUGUCACUAAGAAUAGUUGUAAUCCUCGAUAGGGUUAAACCCUAUUUUGCCCCCUGCCAUUUGGGGCGAAUCCGACAAACAACUCUGUAAAAAAAAAAUACAGAUUCCGUCUCUGCCAUUUGUAGAUUUUUAUAUUUUACUCCCUCAUUGAAUUUG